AUGACACCUUUUUGGGAGGACUUGAAUAAUGACCACGCCGAUGACGCAAUAAUUAAGAACGCAGCCAGGCGGAUGCUAGUGGCAGUUGAUAUCAAUGGUGAUGACGUCGAUCCAGACAUGCUCAAGGAUUUCCAAGCCAAAGUGGUGGAACGAGUCCGCGGGGAACCAUUGUAUUGUAACACACCAGCUUGUAUGUCCAAUGAUAGAAAAACGGUAGGUACAGGCACCACAUGA
Molecule: messenger RNA, 234 nt
Organism: Cooperia oncophora
Lineage: Eukaryota; Metazoa; Nematoda; Chromadorea; Rhabditida; Trichostrongylidae
Source: the annotation of a GenBank genome assembly